CGAGUUAGCAGGCAGAGAGCGCAGUAGUUGACUAGAGCCGCCAUUAUGGCUUUCCGUAACCACGCUCUAGAAGCAAGAUUAGAAAAUUGUUUUUCCCUGUUUGUGACCGAGUGCGAGAGCGCAGUGACUAUCGGAAUGAACUAGGAAACGUUCCGGGUCGUGUUACCGGGUCCCGGUGGACCUCCUAGCGGGCCUUGGAAGUAGAAUUUUCGCGUGUUUUUUUUCUUCCGUUCGGUUUUCUUGGUUUGGGUCCCCGUUUUUUGCACGCAUCCAGUUCGAUUGGUAGUGUGAGAGUGGGAGGAGGGUAAAAAGAGAAAGAAGCAAAGGUGACAGUCAACAAAAAGGCGUUUUACAAGCACAGAACCGUUGGUGGGAGCGAGAAGGAAGAGAAGCAAAAAAAAAUGUCGAAGCUUUCGUUUCGGGCGAGGGCCCUCGAUCCCUCGAAACCGAUGCCCAUAUAUCUGGCCGAGGAGCUGCCGGAUCUUCCGGAAUACUCGGCCAUCAACCGGGCCGUGCCGCAGAUGCCCAGCGGAAUGGAAAAAGAGGAGGAAUCGGAGCAUCAUCUGCAGCGGGCAAUAUGUACAGGACUAAUCAUUCCUACACCGGAGGUGUUCGAAGCAACCGAUUCAGAAUUUUACGAACGGUAUUACCCGCAAGACUACAAAAUGCCGAAGCAGAUGAUUCACAUGCAGCCGCUCAACCUUGAGCAGGAUGUUCCUGAUUAUGACAUGGAUAGCGGGGAUGAGCAGUGGGUUAACACACAGGGCAAAAGGUUGGAUCUGGAUCCAUUGAGGUUCGAGACGAUGAUGGACCGGUUGGAGCGAAGCUCUGGUCAGACUGUAGUCACGCUGAACGAAGCCAAAGCAUUGUUGAAGCAGGAUGACGAAAUCAGCAUCGCAGUAUACGACUACUGGCUGAACAAGCGGCUCAAAAUGCAACACCCACUGAUACUUUCGGUGAAAACGGAAAGUAGGGGCAAUACGACCCCGAAUAAUCCCUACUUGGCAUUCCGGAGGCGUACUGAGAAGAUGCAAACCAGAAAGAACCGCAAGAACGACGAGUCCUCGUAUGAGAAGAUGCUCAAACUGAGGCGAGACCUCAGCCGAGCGGUAACCUUGCUGGAGAUGAUCAAACGGCGGGAAAAGAUGAAGCGGGAGCAGUUGCACCUUAGCAUAGAGGUCUAUGAGAAGCGUUAUCAGACACAGGACUUCAAUGGACAGUUACUGGCCGAGUACACGGCAACUGCAACCAAAGCCACACGACCUGCGUUUGCGCCAAUUUAUUCGAAUCAAUUUUCAUCGCACCAUUCCGCACUGGCUGGCUCCGGUUCGGGUGUUGCCAGUGGAUCCGGUGCAGGAGUAUACAGCAGUGGAUCAUCUGCACACUACCAUGUGAGCGGUAGUUCUAGUAAGCGCGAUGUCGACGCAAUGGGCGGAAGUCGGAAAGAGAAACGCCAGUAUAAGAAGCGGAAACAUAAAAUUCCGAAAGAAAGAGCAUCAGCUGGCAGCGCAACGGGUAGUUCCGGUAUUGGUCAUGCGGGAUCGGGAUCGGCUGGCUAUCACUACCAAUAUCAUCCGGCAGCUGCUGGAGCUGGUGGAAGUGGUAUGCAGAAAGUGGAUAGUUUAAUCGGAAGUGGACUAGGAAGUGGUACUGCCGCCGAUGCUGCUCUUUCCUCUGACGACGAGGAACUUGCCAACUUGCAGGGAAGUUCCGCCCCGGAGGAGGAAUUCGCGUACGCAUUUCGUCGGAGCAAGUUUAGUCAAUAUCAUAGGCCCAUUACGAAUGGUUUUGGAAAUUGGCCGUGGGUAUCCAAGGAUGAAAAUGGAACGGCAGAUCCGAGGUAUCGCUACACGCUGACAUCUCUGAGGCAUCCAAGGCCACGCUGCAUUGGGUUCGCUCGACGACGAAUUGGUCGUGGUGGUCGCGUCAUAAUCGACCGGGUCUCGACCGAUCUGGACGAUCUGUGGUCCAAGCUGGACUAUAAGAUUAUCGAGUCGGAAACGGUGCCAGUGUCCAAAGGUGCCAUGGAACUGGAAGAGGAAAGCAUCGUCGUUCCGGUGGUGGUACCCUCAGCGACGACGGCGGCGGCGGCGACGGCGACGGCGACGGCGGCACCGGUGACGGUGGUGUCGGACAGAAAACGAAACGAAAGCAGUCUGGUUUGCGGUGGGGACAUAAAACGAAGAAAACAAUUAGUGAUCAAGGAAGAAACGGACUUGAAUGAACUGUUUAUGACGGGCGUUGGGUUGGUCCGAACAUCUAGUGGAAGCCCAAUGGAUACGGAUGCUAUCGUUAGGCUCAGUGGGGAUAUGGUGGAAGUGAAACAGGAAAAGUUUAAUGAUGAAAGGACAUCAGCGACGGGAACGACGACGUCCUCGUCGACGUUUGUAAUUAGUAGUAAUAAUAGUAGCAGUUGUAGUACUAGCGGUAAUGUGAAUAACUCAGAAAAUAAUGUGAUAAAAAGUGAAGCUGAUGGUAGUGAUGUGGAAGUGAAGCAGGAGGUCCUGGAAGAUUAUGAGCACAUGAUAGACAAUGUAAAUAAUAACUAUAGGAACCGGAUUAGUAACAAUAGCAACAGCAACAGCAGCAGCAUAAACAGCAGUCGACCGGUUAAUGGAAACGGCAGUAGUACUAACGUCAAUAGUAGGAACAAUUUUAUUCAAUCGUUUAGUAAUAGUAUUAGCAGUAGCAGUACGCAAAGUCGAGGUCUGUCUCAGCAUCAUCACGGUCAGUCAUCAGGGUAUCUUCUGCAUUCGACGGCCGGAGUGGUAUCCAGCGGGUCGAUGCAAUCUUCUAGUAGUCGCUUGAACGAAGAGUUUGGCUUGGGUAGCACAUCGGAGCCUAGCAAAGCCAUUGCCAGUGUAUAUACGGAACUGUUGAAUGAAAUUCAAUCCAGUUGGCUUCACUUCCGGCCGAAGACUCCGGAACCACUGCCACUGGAGGACGAUCUGUUGCAGGAUGAUCCGUUGUUCCAAACGGAUGCGAAUCGAAUAGCACUGGAGUUACAAGCUCUGGGUGAGGAACUUCCAGCCGACAUCUUCAACUACCCGACGGAAUCUGUAUAUCGAACAAAACCGUUCGCUCUGGAUAGCCUAGUGGAACCACAUCCGCUUGGGUUGGAUGAAACCAGUGCAGCCGGACGAAAAGAUGGUGACGAUUUGGGUAUCAAGCUGGAAACUUGCUCCAAUUCGGAUAACAAUCUCAGUGGGGACAGUUUGAAUGAUCUGAAUCUUAGUUUGAAUGAAUCUAACGAGGACGAAAAAAUGCUGGACAAAAUACUGCAAGAGUGCCAAAUUGACGAUAUGAAAUCGUUGAACCAGACAAGCAAUUUUUGGAAUGGAAUCCUAGAAGAUGGGAUACUCAAUCAGUUGGAGGGUGCUGAUGAGGCCGGUGCUGGCACUGGUACCGACGUUAAAGACGACCCCCUCACGGCUAAUGAACUGAUCGGUGCUUCUUCGACCGAGGAAGUCGCUGUUAACAAAAUUGGCUACUGCUCGGAACUGGUUGGUUUCGAUCGAGCCUCGGCGGUGGAACGCUUUAAAAGUAAACGACGGAAGAUCUUGAAACGCUGCAACUACCAGGUGGGCAGUAGUUUCUUCGCUUUGCAUAAUCCGCCACGGGAGGAGAUCUUCCGACCAAUAACCAGUGUUGAAGAAAAUGUUCCUGCAGCUGAUGAAAAGGUCAGCACAUCUGAAGCAGUGCCACCAGAAACCGAGAUUAAAACGGAAGAGUCUAGCGAACCCGUAUCUGCUACCAUUCCCGCCGAACAGAUUAAGAUCGAACCUCCUGAUGAAUUGCUGGCUGCAUCCUCGCCAUCCUCCUCAAUACAACCAACUCCACACCUUCAAACUAAUACGACCGUACUGCCUGCUGGAAGUGGCUAUCAGCAAGCGCUUACAACCCCGCACAUCAAAUUGGAACCCAUCAAUCAUCUGCAAGCUGCAUCUCCCGCCAUUCAAACGCCAACUCCUGCUGCAACAUCAUUCCUGAUCACUUCUCCUGCGGUGCAAGUGGUUCAACAGUCAUCCGCUGCUGGAACCGUAAUAAAUCCAUUAGUGGCCACGGCUCAAACUACCGUUCCGACGGUCGUUCAGCAUCAACAACAGCAGCAACAGCAGCAGCAGCAACAACAGCAGUCUACUGCUCAAAUCACCAUAGCAACGGGUACGGGAGUAAGCGUGAGCAGUAGUGGGAAUUCGACGCCAACUGGCAGUUACAUCGUUCAACAUACGACACCGAUUGUGCUAUCACAGCAACAAAUGCAACAGAUUGCAAACAGCGGCGGUAACAUAGUCACCGUCAGUGGUAACCAGGUGGUAGCGACGAAGCAGCAACUGGGACAGCAACCGCAUCAGCAGCAACAACAGCAGCAGAUACAGCUUCAGCAUGCGCAUUCCCAUCAGGGCGAGACGUAUGUACUGACGGCGACUCCGGCCGGAGCAUCGUCGCUUAAGAAGCAAAUCAAUGGACCGAACGAUAAAACAGUGAAACAAAACGUCAUAAACCCGAAGAUCCAUACGCUUAUAAACCAGAAGCUGGCCGCUGGUCAGAAGGCUGGUGAUCUCAACAAAAAACAGCUAGAGAUGAUCACGAAAGCUCUCGUUUCGUCGCAGAAAAUGAUCGUCAAAUCGGCAACUUCGGUGAACCAUGCUGGGGCGCAGAUAGUGCAGCAGCAGCAACAGCAGCAAGGUGGGAACGUGGGCACUAGCACGUACAACGUGAUCCACCAGAACUCACUGCAGCAACCGAUAACGAUUCUGUCGGCGACAAGUCAGAACCCGCAACAACCAACGCAGAACAAAAUCAUACUGACGUCGUCGCCCCAGCUGAUACAGCAAGCGGCCGGGCAGUUGAUGGCAGCGGCAGCUCACGGGAAAAUUGCUAUCAACUCCAACUUGAUGGCUGCCGCCGGACAGCAAGCCCAACAGCAUGCUCAGUUCCAAACAGAUGCCUCCGGUCAAGGUCAACCGGGAACAAUCACGUCCGGACAGCCGGGUCAGCACGUGAAGCUGGAAAAAACCGUCAACAUGCUGUUCGAUGCCGACAAGAAUCGGAUAGUGUAUACCAACAUUAAAAACAGUCGUGGUCAGUUCCUGGCCCAAAUUAAUCCAAAAGUGGUUAAUAUUAUUCAACCGAUUCAGCAACAAAAAUUGGUUAAUAAUGUUGGUACACUACAACAUCAGCAGCAACAAACGCAACAGCACACGACGACGGUUCAAAGUUUGCUGGGAGGAUCACCAACGACCACAAUUGUAAAUAGUAAAGGCUUUCAGCGAAUACCAGCGGUGAGUAUUCGCGCUCAGCAGCUGCAGCAGCAACAGCAGCAGCAGCAUCAACAACAGCAGCAGCAACAGCAACAACAACAACAGCAGCAGCAGCAUGAUUCGCAUGGUACGACGACGGUUGCACUCGCUACCAACAACGCAACCAACAGUAUCAAAUUCAUUCAAGUAACACCGGCGACGGCGGCCGUCGCUGCUGCGGCUGCUGCAGCCGCUGCUUCUGCCGCUAAUGAUAGUUCCGCAGCUUCCGCGGCAUCGGUUAGUGGCAGCAGCAGUACGGUGGCGACUGCUGCUACCAUGGUUGUGGCAUCUUCCUCCUCGAGCGGAACGGGACCCGGCGGAACGGGAGGCGGCGCGAGCUCCACUGCGACCGCUACUCCACCCACCAGUAUAAACAUUACCAACAGGUGAGAAUCGAAGAGCAGCCAGCUCGGUAGGUAACUGUUGAUAAUUUUAACUCUAACUUAUCAAUAACAAAUAUAUUUAGGUAAACUUGUCAGUGUUGUGUAAAAGCAAGAGAAAAAUACGAAAAUGAAGCAAAAAACACGAAGAACAAACAAAACCCAAUUCCAAAUUAUCUCAUAUUGUUGUAAUCCGAUGACGAACGAGAAAGAGAUUUGUCUCUCGCCUUUCGAUUCGUUGUGUUGUUUCCCUCACUCGAUUGGUAUUGAAAGUGACGUUUAAAUCAUACCUAGUUAGGAUUCCCUUAAAGUCCUACCUGUUAAUGAUUGUUAGUCGGGAUUCUCUUUUCGAAACAACAAAAGCAAGCGAAAAAUAACAGAUGAACUAUCAAAAUCGAAUCAGAUGUUUUUGAGCAGCAAAAGUUAUCAGAGUGAUAGUUUAUACGUACUUGUAAGAAUCUUCCUUCCAUUAUUUCUUGAUAGUGAGACAUCCAUAUAAUAUGAUACGAGAUACAGCGAAAUCAGAAAGUGCAGAACGCUGAAUUUUGUACGCUAAUCAGUUUUACAUCUUUCACGUAAACGAUAGAAAAAUAAUAUCGAGUUUAGAGGCGAGAAGUAUUUAAACCUGAAGGAAGAAAAUACAUUUAAGCGAAUAAUAUUGGAAAAUACUGUAAUUGUUUUGCAUUGCCGCUGCAUAUUCGUUUUCAGUUCAGGAAAAGUGGAUUUGCUUCCGCGUUGUUUAACUUUUUUUUGUUGGCAAAGAGGAGGAGAUUUUUUGGAAGUUAAUUUUUGUUUGUGCUUGCUUGCGAUUUUCAAUUUUGUUUUGAUUCGAAUGAGCAUUUUCUUGGAUUGUAAAUUUUCAAGGGAAACAGGUUUCUUUCUAUUAUUUGGAGCUCAGAGGGAGUAUGAUUAGAAUAAGUCUUCUCGCCAAAAAAAAAUCCAGAAAGGAUCCAUCAGAAUUUUCGUUGAGAUCCACUGAGCAAAAGCACUUAAAAGUUGUACUUUUACCCUCUACAGGCGCAAGUAAACUAUUGUCGAAAGGUCAUAGUUCGAAAUAGAUUUUUGUUUUGUCUUUACAUUCUUUCCUAAAUCUGUGUGUAAGAGUACAUAUAGUAAAGUCAAAACUGUCAAUCGGCCUCAACCAGAGGAGAAAGUGUUUUUCUUCGUAUUUGACUCAACGCGGGAGUAGCAUGGCGUGAUGAUCCAUUCUCUAGCUUUGAGGAGAUCAACAACACACAACGUAUCUUUGAGUCGGUCCUACACAAGUAAAAAUGUUGAGAAUAAGUCAAUUGAUGCUGCACUGCUAAAUAAGCUGAACUGAAGCCAUUUGUGUAGACAGGUUUGACGUGUUUAAGAGGCAUUAGACAAUACAAAUAUGGGCAACAUUUCUGCUCGUGUGGGAUCAACUGUACACAACAAGGAUUAGGGACAUGAUUAUGGAAAUGUUGAAGGAAAUUAGUGGGAGGAUUAAGCUUUUGAUUCUGCAUUCAGCAGUCUGUCCGCAAGAAAUAAUAAAAAUAAAAUAAAAUAAACAAUGUAAGCAACUACACUAGUAAUUCUAGUUACUCUUGUAAAAAUAGUUAAUAGAUAAUCUCUUGCACGAAAUGUGGCGAGAAUGCGAGUGCGCUGUGUUAUAAAGCUCUUUCUCCUUUCGGACGCUCAUAACGGUAUAUAAAAACGCUUAUAGCUCUCUUAAAAGCAGCGGGAGGACGACGAGGAUGGUACUUUCCCGGUAGGGUUGGCAACAACCGCCAAAGCUAUUAGGGCCCUUAGACGACACUGGAGGAAACGUCGAUCCUUGCCGCUUCCCGAACAAGGAGAGAAAAGACAAUUGUUUUAAAUUGUUCUUAUGUGAUUCAAAUGAAACAAGCAAACUUCUUUUCAACUUUCUUCGGUUCAGUCAGUUGAAGAGGUUUUUUCAUCAAGUGAUGAUGAUGUGUGUAUGUGAGUAUGUUUGUGUUUGAAUGCUUGUAAACAUUUGCGUGUUAAUUCUGUAUCUCUGUACGUGUAAAAAGUUCAAACUAGUUGAAACUGAAAGUUUUGUGGUUGAUAUCGAAAAAAAUUAUAACAUGAAACGAAAAAUCAAACACGCGAUUAAUUAUUUGAUGCGUCUUGGAGCUCUACUGAAGAAGGGAAAGAAGUGUGAAUAUGUUUAGGAAAUAAAAUAAAAACCAACUUCUGAUUGCGCUUGAACAUUGUAAUUAAAAAAAAUCAAGAAAGUAAAAUAUACUAACAGUUGUCAUUUACGUGUACUUUGGAGGAAAAAUUCAAAUAGAUCGCAAAACAAAAUUCAGUAAAAUAAUCAACAAAGUGAGAAAGAUACCAGGUUAAAACUAAUUCAGACCGGGAAACAUACUAAGCAAACGGAAAAAAACUAAACUACUAUCCUACGGAAGAAUGCAAAAAAAAACAACAUAAGCUGAAUAUACAUCAAUAUUGAGAGAAGAACGAAA
Malaya genurostris is the source of this 8136-nucleotide messenger RNA. RefSeq lists its product as uncharacterized. The transcript is spliced from 10 exons. Bases 402 to 5693 code for a protein of 1763 amino acids. NCBI's taxonomy places the organism in Eukaryota, Metazoa, Arthropoda, Insecta, Diptera, Culicidae. Gene Ontology annotation, biological process: regulation of transcription by RNA polymerase II. The record is from RefSeq and is a predicted model, not a curated record. Gene Ontology annotation, cellular component: piccolo histone acetyltransferase complex.